Molecule: messenger RNA, 495 nt
Organism: Triticum turgidum subsp. durum (durum wheat)
Lineage: Eukaryota; Viridiplantae; Streptophyta; Magnoliopsida; Poales; Poaceae
Source: the annotation of a GenBank genome assembly
AUGUUCCAUGGUAGCCUCCAUUGGUGCAUACACAACAUGAUAAUUGUAUUUGACACCACCGCCGAGUCGUUCCGGCAGAUGCGCGCUCCAGUUGAUCCUGACGGCGCUGACAUUUUUGAGAUGGAUGGAACACUCAGCAUGUCCAUCUUUAAUGAUGCAGCGACAUCCAUUGAUAUCUGGAUGGCACGGGACUACGAAAGCGAGGUCUGGGCCUUGAAAUACCGGGUUAAAUUGCCAGUUGGAAAGCUUACCAGUCAGUUUAGAAUAUUUGACGAAUUUUGGUGGCUCGUGGUCAUGUCUUCGGAAGGUGAUGUGCUUGUGCUGGUCAAAUUUGGUGCGUGGGUACUUCAGAUUGACGUGGAUGGCAAGUUGGUUGCUAGUAUACAUUGCGGAGGCCUCCGUACUACUCGACUCCGGUUCAAACAAACUCUAGUUUCACUUACAUUCUUUCCAACACUAGAGGGUUAUGUUGUGAACGCUCCGCCUUUCAUUUGA